CUCUUUCACCCCUGCGUUGCCUAGUGAUGACAAACUUAGGACUGCUGCUGAUUUCCUGCCUGUUCAAAAUCUCGUCGCUGACACUGAGCUAACGCUACAUUUUUACGGAUUUCAUCUGUUUAUCUCGCCAGUUUUGCUCAGCUAUGUUACCGUUUAGCAUUUGUACCCUUUGCGGAAGUGCUGCGUAAUAUUAAGAGGUGAAGAAUGAUGGAUAGGUAUCUUUUCAUCAGAGUCGUUGGGAAAGGCAGCUAUGGGGAGGUGAACUUGGUGAAACACAAAACAGACCGAAAACAGUAUGUCAUAAAGAAGCUGAAUCUGACCACCUCCUCCAAGAGAGAGCGACGUUCUGCUGAGCAGGAGGCACAGCUCCUGUCCCAGUUGAGACAUCCCAACAUCGUAACUUACAGAGAAUCUUGGGAAGGGAAUGACUGCCAGCUGUACAUCGUGAUGGGUUUCUGUGAAGGAGGUGACCUCUAUCAUCGGCUCAAACAGCAAAAAGGGGCACUGCUGCCAGAGAAGCAGGUUGUAGAGUGGUUUGUCCAGAUCGCCAUGGCACUCCAGUAUCUGCACGAGAGAAACAUCCUUCAUCGAGACCUUAAAACACAGAACAUCUUUUUGACCAAAACCAACAUCAUCAAAGUUGGAGACCUCGGCAUUGCACGGGUUUUGGAGAACCAGAGCGACAUGGCCAGCACGCUCAUUGGGACCCCGUACUACAUGAGUCCUGAGCUUUUCUCUAACAAACCCUACAACCACAAGUCUGAUGUUUGGGCGUUGGGCUGCUGUGUUUAUGAGAUGUCCACACUUAAACACGCCUUCAACGCCAGGGACAUGAACUCACUGGUGUAUCGCAUCGUAGAGGGAAAGCUGCCACAAAUGCCGAGCCAGUACGAUCCUCAGCUGGGAGAUUUGAUCCGCAGCAUGCUGUGUAAGCGACCUGAAGACAGGCCUGAUGUUAAACUUAUCCUCCGACAGCCCUACAUUAAACAACAGAUCGCCAUGUUCCUCGAGGCCACCAAAGAAAAAACUGCUAAGUCAAGAAAAAAGGCUGCAGGAGGAAGCAGAGACUCUAGCGCCAACAGUGAAGCAUCAAGUCAGCCAAAACCUCAGAAGACACAUCCAAGUUUCCAGCUUGAACCUGUUGUCCGGAUGAAGAAGAAAGAAAACAAACCACCACAGAGUAAAAGCCGUAGCAGAGCACCAGACUCCCCUCCAGCCAGGUCAUCACAACAACCCAAAUCUUCAUCACCUGAUGUCCUGGAAUCCAGUGUUGUUCCCAUGGUGACUGUCAGCAACAUUGAUGUUGAUAUCCAACUGCAGCAGGGUGAUGACAUAAUAAAGAGACAAGUUCAAAAGCCCUGGUCUGAGCCAAUCAGUGAACCUGUGACUCACUCUGUGUACAAAAACAGCAAGACAAGUAGGAAACAAGAUCCCUCUUUCCCUCCCUCCCCCCUGAACCCCCCUCUGAUGACUGUAUCAGGUGUUUCUGGUGAGGGAGGAGCUGAGAGGAUUGCAUCCAAUGGAUUGUUGGGUAAUCUGCCACAAACCAAGCCAAACCAAGGGGAUGUGUUUUCUGUUGUUGAGGAACGUGUGUCACAUUAUAAAGAUGAUACCACAGAGCUGCUAAGAGAGGCUGGUGUGCAGAUUCCAAAUCUAGAAAACAUCACGAUGGAUGUGGACUUUGGCAAGCCAGCUCCAACACAACAUUCACACACCUCAGAUGUCCAAGAAAGCCUGGAAACUACAGACAAGCUUUUAGAGCCUCUAGCAAAGGUGCCUGAAUCGUCAUCUGUAGCUGCUACAUUAGAUCAAGCCUCCUUGUGUCAAAGUCCAUGGUACCUGUCAGGACCUCCAGUGUCACAGAAACACACGAACACACACACAAAACUUACAAAACAGGAUCAGAAACAGCUUAAAGUGGCAGCUCAAAGACCUUUGCCUCAGCCUCCCCUCCAGUUUGGAGCUCUGGAUGGGAAAAAGAGAAGCAAGAAGAUGACAGGAGGUAAAAAGGCUGGUGAGACUGAAGUUUCCACAUCAGCCAGUUCCGCUAAUGAUGGAUUCUUACCAACGCCGCAGGAUCGUCCUCUGACUGCCAGAGAGAGAAGACGUCUGAGACAGUCUCAGGAGAGUAGCAGCCAAGCUGGUGUUAGUGUCGUGCGAAGGGCAUCUUACGAUGUUGCUUCAAUAAACGUUGAGCAACACAACGUCCCAGUCACUCGAUCGGCCUCGUGUUCCGUCACAGAAUCCAGCAGUAAGGGUAAACUGACAGAGCAAAAGUCAGAUGAAGACGAGUGCAGCUCGUCUACGAGUUCCACCGAGCGCUCCGAGGGAGAUUGCAGAGAAAAGAAUGAAUCCUGCGACAUGCACGAUUUGGUCCAUAUGAUGACUCAGACUUUGAGGAUGGGUGCUGGAGACGGUGGACACGAGGUGGACAAAAGCAGAUCUGACUCGAGCACACUGCCUGAGUUCAAACUAAACAGGAGGUACAGGGACACACUGGUGCUCCACGGGAGAGCUCGAGAGGAAGCCGAGAACCUGUCUCUCUGUGAAAUACCAACAGAAGGCUCCACAUCCGGUCCGGCCAAGAUAAGGAGAGCAAUAGAGCAGCUGAGAACAGAUGUGGUGAAAGGUCUGGGCGUCAAGCUUUUGGACAAAGUGUUCGAAAUCAUGGAGGUAGAGGACGAGGUCAAAAGAGAACUGUGUCUUCGUGACCAGAUGGGCGAUGAGAAGUAUCAAGCUUAUGCCGUCAUGGUGAGGCAGCUAAAGUUUUUUGAGGAUGUUGCCUUCAAGGCAUAAAGGACUGGAGAUUAUAUGUAGAUUUCUGUUGCUCACUAACAUCUUGCAACUUCAAGAAACCAUUUGUCAACGAUCAAUCUGCGUCCUGUCAAAUUACUAGGUGGUUGGUGUGGCAUCGGUACUUUCUGGUAGCCUAGUGAACUAGACCAAAUUCUUGCUUGGCGAAGUUUAGGAUGGCUUGUCAGGUUAACUUUCUGCUGACAUGCAAGUUCACUGAUGACUGGAAUUUUUUUGUACGGUCAUCAAUCCUGUGAAUUAUGUAUAUGUCUGGGUAUUUUUUUAAGUAUAAAUUCAGAAUAAUCAAAUACCGUUCCAAUUCCCUAUGCAAACCGUUGUGUUAGGACUCUGUUUUCGUGUUUAUAAUGAAAAGCCAAAAUUUCAAGAUUGUAGCCUUUAUGUUCUAAGUUUGAACAUAGAUUUAAGUUUUGCUGUCCUAUUUUGUCUUUUUUAAUAAUGUAAAAUAGCUGUAUUGUAGAUAUUAACAGUUGAACUAUUUCUAAUAAAAUCCAGAAGUUAA
Nothobranchius furzeri (turquoise killifish) is the source of this 3313-nucleotide messenger RNA. RefSeq names its product NIMA-related kinase 4 (gene nek4). Gene Ontology annotation, biological process: protein phosphorylation. Lineage: Eukaryota; Metazoa; Chordata; Actinopteri; Cyprinodontiformes; Nothobranchiidae. Gene Ontology annotation, molecular function: protein kinase activity; ATP binding. The record is from RefSeq and is a predicted model, not a curated record.